AUGCCACCGUCAGAAAGCGCUGAGGAGCCUAAAGAACCAGCGGAAUGUGAUCAAGGGGCAGCGGCAGCUGCAGCCCCUUGCAACAGCAUGCCCAGUGCCUCAGGGGAGCCUUGUGGGGGUCGGGACUCCUCUGUCUCACUGGAUGUGAAGGGUAUGGUUGUUGCUAAGUCUGUAGCUGGAGAAGAGACAGUGCGCCUGAUAAGCAGCGAAGGGAAAGCUCUGGAGGUGCCUGUUCACAUUGCAGAGGAGUGUGAGCUGCUGAAACGUCUUCUUUCUGGCAGCUUCGCGGAGAGCAAAACUCGGGUUUUCCAACUGCAGAACAUUCGCCACAACGUCCUCUGCAAGGCCAUCGAAUAUCUCCGGCGCCGGCACCAGUGGAGGGAGGACGGGGGGGCCCCUCUGGAGUUUGAAAUUGAGACGGAAAUGGCUGUCGACCUACUCAUUGCUGCUGACUACUUAGGGAUGAAAUAG
Molecule: messenger RNA, 471 nt
Organism: Eimeria maxima
Lineage: Eukaryota; Apicomplexa; Conoidasida; Eucoccidiorida; Eimeriidae
Product: elongin c, putative
Exons: 1
Coding region: 1-471 (156 amino acids)
Biological process (GO): ubiquitin-dependent protein catabolic process
Cellular component (GO): elongin complex
Molecular function (GO): protein-macromolecule adaptor activity
Source: RefSeq, a predicted model, not a curated record